UCGCCUUUUCCCGUGAAGACCCAGCCUUCCUUGUCGUGAUCAACGGUCUGCAGUCCAAAGAGGAUUGGGAUGAGAUAAAGGCUACGGUCGUGCCUGAGGGUACCAAGAGUUGUACCAUCAUCAUUGCAAAGGAAGAAGAUGUGGCCGAUUAUUGCAAAGAUGAAAGGCCGAGAGAGAUCGACCAAGUACAGAGGGAAGCCAACGCAGCCGUUCGCCCAUUCACAAAGGGUUGGUGGUCACUACUAUGGCUAUUCAUUUCGUCAUUGGCUUAGUCAAGGCUACCGCCGUUUCGGCGGCCAUGGUUAUCGACCGGAGGAUUCUCACUGUUUCCUCUCCAACAGAAUUGAAGAGGCAUUCAGCGUGCCAUUCAUAGAGAGUCAAUACGGCGUGCGUCAGGAAAUUCAUUACUGUCACGUACGUGAAUUGGGUGUGAACGCGGUGUGGGAGACCGUUGGUGUUGGGAAAUCAGCUCUCGUGAGAUGCUCCUACUAUGCAAACAUGGCCAUCUCAUUGAAUAUCACACAACAGACUAACCUUAGCAGAUUUGGUGAUCUGUACCUUCAGGAAUCAAUAUGUGGGGGCAUGUUUGACAUGUUCGGGUGGGUCCAUGUGCCUGAUCCGUUCGACCUGGCGGAGUUCUCUCGGCGUUUACUUCUUGAUUUCCAUUCACUUGAUCCUCAUGAAAUGGAAGCAAGAGCAGUUGGUAUCGUUCAAGGCCAGGACCCAAUUCAUGUUGGAAUUUUGGGUUAGGCCCAAGGCCCAAUCUGAAAUUAAUUCCUAAAAAAUCUCAAAAGUCCAUUCAUGUAGUGGGAUGAGGAAGUGGGAAUAGUCCCACAUUGCUAGUUUAG
Brachypodium distachyon (stiff brome) is the source of this 848-nucleotide messenger RNA. RefSeq lists its product as uncharacterized. The transcript is spliced from 2 exons. The coding region runs from base 139 to 750 and encodes 203 amino acids. The record is from RefSeq and is a predicted model, not a curated record. NCBI's taxonomy places the organism in Eukaryota, Viridiplantae, Streptophyta, Magnoliopsida, Poales, Poaceae.